Eriocheir sinensis (Chinese mitten crab) is the source of this 6146-nucleotide messenger RNA. Its product is annotated as CD109 antigen-like. Gene Ontology annotation, cellular component: extracellular region. Gene Ontology annotation, molecular function: endopeptidase inhibitor activity; protein binding. The coding region runs from base 555 to 5996 and encodes 1813 amino acids. Lineage: Eukaryota; Metazoa; Arthropoda; Malacostraca; Decapoda; Varunidae. The transcript is spliced from 37 exons. The record is from RefSeq and is a predicted model, not a curated record.
CCCGUCGAAUUGAAAGUGACGGAACGAGGAAACAGAAAACGGAGUAAUAUAUUCCGAAAGUGCCCGAGAAGAGAGAGAUUAUAAAGAAAAUAAAAAGUAAUGUACAAUGCCUUCAAAUUCGACUCUCUUAAUCAGUCAGAUCCGUAUUGAAUGUAUGUCGAAAGAAACGUUUUAAGAGGCAGUGGAAACGUUGCCAUCAUAAACGUGUGGGUAUAGAACGUUUGCCGAGUCCGUCCGUUCCCGCCAGUGUGUGCAUGUGUGUGUGUGUGCGUGCGUUCGUCGGUGUGAGUGUGUUCGUUCAACGUUGCCAAGUAAAGUGUAUAGCUAAUCCUUAUGCUGGGACACGCCUCUGUAAACCGAUGCUGAAUCAAAAAAGGCGUUGAAGUGAAGAAAUAAAAAAAGAAAAAGGAGAAAGAAGAAAAAGAAGGAGAGAAGCGAAAGAAGUUAUUUUUUAAUCACGACUUAUCCAAGGAAGCACGAUGGCACAACACAAGGAAGCAAUGAAUCGGAGGUAAAAAUUAAGGAUUACUGGACACGUGUUGAACAGCUUCGCCAUGUGGCUGUCCCCGAGCCGUCCCAUCCCCCUCCUCGGCAUCGUCCUCGUCCUCAUCGUGGUCGGGGCCAAAGCUCAGGAUUACAGCAAGCUCUCUUCACAAAACUACGUGACGCCCUUCAAGAGAGGAUGGAAGGAGCAGCAUCCCUUGAGACACCAUGGGAUGCACCGGAAUGUGAUGCACGGUGAUCCUUAUAAAUGGUUCACGGGGUUCGAACAUUCCAAGAUGAAGAGGCGCCAUGGUGGGAAGCUGACCCCGUCGUACUUCGUGAUAGCGCCCACCAUGAUCCGCCCAGCCUCCGUCUACCGCGUGGUGAUCGGCGUGCUGCAGGGCAAGGAGAGACUCGCGGGCCAGAUCGAGGUCCGCGCAUCGCUCUCCACCUUGCAUGACCGACAGAUGGCCCAAGCUCACCACUCCAUGCGCUUCGGAGAGACGAAAUCGCUCAUCAUGAAGGCUCCCGAGGACAUUGGAUCGGCCAGCGGGGGCGACGGACUGAAGCUGAAGGUGGAGGGCCGGAUGGGAUCUCAGGUUCUCUUCAGCAACACAACCCACGUUGCUGUCACCACCCGCUUCCUCACCAUGCUAGUUCAGAUGUCGCGGCCUCUCUACACGGGCAGCCAGAGAAUUGAGUUUCGCGUUGUGUUGCUGCGAACGGAUAUGCGGCCUUAUCAGGGACCCGUUCAUGUGUACGUUCUGGAUACGGAUGGCUUCGUGGUAAAGCGCUGGCUGUCUCGCUUCCCAAGCACAGGUGUGGUGGAGCUCAAGAUGGGGACGCCUGGCCUGCCGAAGUUUGGGUGGUGGCGGGUGAAAGUGGUGGCAGGUAGCCAGGUCCACUACCACCCGUUUUAUAUUACCAAGUACUUCGCACCGAGAUUUGAGGUGUUGGUGGAGACCCCUUUCUUCACCGUGGCCAGCGAUGGGGCUCUGUCGGGCAGGUUCGGGGGCUUCUUCCUCACCUACAUGCCCGUGGAGGGGUCCGCUAACGUGACUGUGUUCGUGAAGGAGCACUGGAACCUCCCGGACUCCAACUACAGGGAGGUGUUCAUGGAGGAAGUGGGAUAUGUGAACGGCUGGACGGACUUCCGCUACCCCCUGACCAGACUUCAGGCGGACAACCACACCCGUGACCUGAGCAACGCCGAGGUCAAGGUCUUGGUCAGCGUCAAGCACACCUUCAUGGGCGACAUCUAUUCCGGUCAUGCCAAAACCCGACUCGUCUCACCUGGUGUUAAGUUGGCCUUCGUUGGAUCGGCGCCUCUCGUCUUUAAGCCUGGCAUGACACUCUCGUCUGCAGUCGCCGUGAGUUACGAGGACGGCGAGGCAUUGGAAGAGGACAAGUUGCUUCAGUCUACCCUCACCAUCAGCGCCUCUGUCACUUUGGCCUCUGGAGUCACCGCGGCGCUGCCCAAGAUCGUUGCGGAACCAAUCAACGUUCAUCGCCUUAUUCACCCGUGGGACAGCAGCGCCUCCUACGGGCACAACCUCUCGAGCGACAGCCUCCUGAAGGACACCAUAGUCGAGGACAACCUGGCGCAGCAGAAGAUGACCAAGGGCAACCUGACGUAUCCUUCGGACCUGGAGGAUACCAUGUGGCUGGGGAAGGAGGAGGCGAGGAAGAGGAUCCACUCGGCCCUCACCCACCACGCGGCCUUCGUCAGAUAUCACCGGGAUGGGAUUCUGGAAUUUACCUUGGAGAUACCCGAAGGCGCCACAGGAAUCAACAUACACGCCAAUUACCGGGACAGCGAGGGCGAGGGAGCGUCAGCCAGCAUAGGAGGCGACCCGGUACACUCUCCCAAGGGCCGCUACCUGCACAUCACAACCAGCACUGAGACGGCCACAGUGGGGGAGUUUGCGAUCUUCCACAUCAGAGCGAACUUCCCGAUGGAUUGGUUUCAGUACAUGGUGAUGGCCAAAGGGAUGCUGGUUCACUCGGAGACGGAGCAGGUGAAGUGGUCGGGCUGGGAGGUAGUGACCACCCUCAGCAUCGCCAUCGCCCGGGAGAUGUCGCCUCGGUUCACCCUCGUUGUGAUGCACGUGACGCCGGACAACCACGUGCUUGUUGAUACCAUUCACGUGUCCGUCAAAUUCCAUUACUCAAGUCGGGUGGAGGUGGAACUAAAUCAACACAAGGACCACUCCAAGAAGACCGUGGAGGCUUCUAUGAGGGCGGCACCUGGCACCCUCCUGGCCCUCACCUGCACCCGCUGGCCCGGCUGGCUGGCACACCACGCCUCGCGCAUCACGCCGGCCAGGCUGCUCAAGGCUGUGCUGCAGAUGGAGCCGCACCCGAGGUCAGUCCACACAGUCCGCCGGAGGUCACGCAGCGGGUCGCAGUCGGAGCGGGUGGAGGCGCUGUCGGCGGAGAGCACGGGACAGUGGCCUCUCGCGUCCCUCCACCAGGCGGGGCUCACCAUACUGACGGACGCGGUGCUGUCCUCCCCCAGACACUUUGGGCGUUGUGACCACCAGAUGGGCUUCCUGGAGUGUGGGGACGGCACGUGCUACAGACAGACCGAGGUGUGUGACGGCUACGCCCAUUGCCACAACGAGGCUGACGAGCUCCACUGUCUGGCCGUGGCUCAGGAGUACCAGCAGCCAGGUAACUCCACGGAGGGCCGCCUACCAAUUACACCAGAGUUGGAGGAGGAGCAAUUCCGCCUCACUCACAGGUCUUGGUGGCGGGACCUGUUUGACCAGAAGGAAGGAAGCUGGUGCCUCACUCACACCUACUUCGGCCACAAGGGGUACCAGCGGGUGGAGCUAGACGUCCCUCACUCCCCGGGGAAGUGGGUGGUGGAGGGCUUCGCCACGCACAACUACCACGGCCUCCACAUCCUGUCCGAGCAGAGCUAUGACGCCACCCCGCCUCUGCUCAUGAAAGUGGAGGCUCCGUCCGUGUGUCGAAGAGGAGAGCAGAUCGCAGUUCGUGUCCACCUCUACAACUCCCAGACGCAGGCCAUGAUGGUGAUGGUGGUCCUGGAGGGCAGCAAGGACCACCGCUUCGUGCAUGUGGAAAGGGACGCCUCAGUCAGUCACUUCAGCCCCAGACUCUCCUCCGGCGACCACCAGCACCUCAUCACGCUGAAGGGCGGCAAGUUCAAAGAGGUCAAUCUCCCCCUGGCCGUGAUGAGGCAGGCAGGUGACAUGACCAUUACCGUUCGCGCCCUCUCCCAGCUGGGUCAACGCACUGCCACGCUCAAGGUCAAAGUGCAGCCCGAGGGAGCCGAAGUGAGGAAGCACACGUCAGUUCUCCUCGACCUCAAGAGCCGCGCGGUGGUGUACGAGUUCUUCAACCUCCCCGUCGACCAGAGUCCAGAGAUCAGCAAAAGUAUCCUCCGACGCUUCGUUUACGGGUCACCGCGCGCCUCUGUAACUGUGUCAGGCGACGUCUUCGGGCCGGUGCGAGGCGACGCGAUGCUCAACUUCCAGCAAGCCUUCAAGGGACGAUUCUUCAAGAGCUCCGACGGCCUCAACUUCAACUUCGGCGCCACGGUCUGGACGCUCCACUAUCUGCGCCUCACCAACCAGCUCUCCACCGCCGACGUCAAGAAGGCCUUCCAGUUCCUCAAUGUGCAGCUCGCGGGGCUCCUCACUCGCUUCGAUAACGGCUCCUUCAAGAUGUGGCAUUUCUCGAAGCCUUCAGUCUGGGUGACGGCGUGGACCCUGAAAACGAUCCUCGCGGCGCAGCUCGAGGACUGGGAGAACCUGGUGUACGUUGAGCCGCGUCUCGUCACCGCAACCAUAGACUUCCUCAUCCAACACCAGGCAGAGGACGGCAGCUUCCACGAGACGGAGCACUACCGGAACACCACGCUCUCCUACACCAUGGCCUACAAGGGUUUGGCCGGCACGGGGUUUGAGGACAGCGAGGACAAGGGGAGACCUCUGGUGGCGCUCACGUCCCUGAUUGUGACGGUGCUGAGCGAGGCGCUGCCCACGGUGACCGGCGACGUGCAUGGGCGCGCCGUCAGUGCCAAGCUUCGAGCCAUCACGUUCCUGGAGCGCAGCCUGGACAAGCUGUGGGACCCCUACGACGUGUCCAUCACCACCUACGCCCUCACAGUGGGGGCCAGCACGGAGAAGGAGGUGGCCCUCAAGAUCCUCGAGGCUAUGGCGAAGAAGAGCAACGAGGGAGGCUUACACUGGGCGCCGAAGAAGAUCUCCAGCAACACCCGGCUCGCCCAGGACAACCAGAGGAGCUUUCUACUGCCGAAGGAGCCGCAGGAGUGGGACGCGUACGCCGUGGAGGCCACCAGCUACGCCCUGCUCACGUACCUGCUGCGAGAAGGUGUUACCCCGCGUGUCGAGUCCAUCGUGCGCUGGCUGACCUCCGUGCGGGACUGGGACAUGGCCUUCAGCAGCACGGUGGACACGGUGUUAGCGAUGCAGGCCUUGGCGGAGUACAGUCACCGGGCGAGGCUGAGGGACGUGACGAGGCUGGACGUGCAUAUUGAAGCCUCCUCCAUGCCAGACUUCUCCGAGGACGUCUCCAUCACCAACCGCUCCAUCUCGGCCCGGCACUCCUUCCAGGUUCCUCGGCCUUGGGGUCACGUGUUCCUGGAGGCGAAAGGAUCAGGUCAGGCAGUGGCGCAGAUGGACAUUACCUGGGGUGUUGACCUCGACCGCUACCUGGAGAAGCCGCCGAGGAAAUACUUUGACCUGACCGUGACCGAAACGUAUCCGCAUUUCCGCAACAAGUCCGUUAUUAACACCACGAUAUGCACCAAGUGGACAGCGCUGGAGGUGUCCCCGGUGAGUCACGCGGCGUACCUGGAGGUCGAGGUGGCCACGGGGUACUUCAUCGCCCAGCCCGUGGCCAACAAGAUCGUCAAGGAUGCCAUGAAGAGCAGCUUCCCGGAGCUCAUCGACGUCAAGGUGUCCCAGACGCUCCUUUCCUGGCAGUUUAGUUAUGUUCCCAGUGACAAGAUGAACUGUUUUUCCUACACCUUACGAAGACAUUUCCCGGCAGCAAACCUUACCUCAGUUCGCUUCGCUACCAUCUUCGAACUCUAUGCCCCAGAACACUUCGAGACAAUAAUCAUAAACUCCACAAACCUCGCCGCCCUUGACAUCUGCGAGGUCUGCGGGUCGUACCAAUGCCCCUACUGCCCUUACUACAGCGGCAAGGCUCCCUCCCUCCGCCCCUGCCUCCUGACGCUCAUCCUCUCCGUCCUCUUGCUCUCCGCGCCGCCUCUCGUGGACUCCGUGAGGCAAAAAAGAAGUGGUGAUGGUGAUGAAGAGAAUGGUGAUGAUCCUGUUGGUGGUGGUGGUGGCGGCGGCGGCAACAGCAGAAGGGACAAACGAAGCACGAAACGAACCACCGAAGCUUCGCGCAGACGACCUGGCGGCCAUCAUCGAAGAGUGGGCUCCCCUCAUCUGGCUUCACCCCGAGGAGGUUUUCUUCCCUUCAAGCGUCGACUUCCACUUCGAAAACGUUGAGGUGCGGGACAGGAACGAGACCCAGAUGCAGGCUUUCCCCGACCGCUACUCCGUCGUCACCGGCCCCGACACCAGCGCGUACCACCUCAACACCGUGCCUGACCUGGAGUGCGGGGACUGCCUCCUCGACUGGUUCGCCGGCCAGAACAU